This is a messenger RNA of Lagopus leucura (white-tailed ptarmigan), 2034 nucleotides long. It is a transcript of the gene CLK1, whose product is annotated as CDC like kinase 1. Gene Ontology annotation, molecular function: ATP binding; protein tyrosine kinase activity. Gene Ontology annotation, cellular component: nucleus. The record is from RefSeq and is a predicted model, not a curated record. The coding region runs from base 417 to 1928 and encodes 503 amino acids. NCBI's taxonomy places the organism in Eukaryota, Metazoa, Chordata, Aves, Galliformes, Phasianidae. Gene Ontology annotation, biological process: protein phosphorylation; regulation of RNA splicing. The transcript has 13 exons.
UUCUGAAACCUUCCCGUGUCAACACUAACGUGCCUUACUUUAUCAUUUUUGCAGAAAGGGUAGUACCCUGUCUAAUUUUUCCCCCUAGAUGAAAGCAGCGUACCAGACAGAGAAAACUCUCUGCCGGUGGGCUGAACACGACGUUUUGAUUUGUCUUUGCACAGUGGGUUCGCGCAGCGGGGCGGCGGUGGGCGGGCGGGGCACCGAGGGAGCUCCGCCCACUUUGUGGCUCCGCCUCCGCCCUGCCCCGUUGUGUGACGCACGGCUCGCGCCAUAAGGCUCCGCCAUUUUGUCGCGGCCGAGAGCUGAGAGUGGUUGAGUUGCGGCGGUAGCGACGGCUCAGGAGAGCGUAGCGACAGCUUAAGAGAGCGUAGCGACGGCAGUCGGAGAGCGCGGCGGCAACCCGGGCUGCUGAGAUGGGAAAUUACGAGCGCAGCGACCAGCCCGGGUGGGGUCGGCGGCGCGGCGGCAGUGAGCGCCAUGGGAAGCGCAAAUCGCCCAGCGGUGCCCAGGAGGGCAGGCAUUACAGGCACGAGGUGGCCAAGAGGCCUCACAGUAAAUGUUCAGAAACCAAAUCCGUAAAUGACCGGGAGCACCACAAGCGGAGGCGCUAUGUGGAGGAGUACAGGACUGAGCACACACAGGGCUGUGACAGCGGGCAGCAGCACCGCGAGCACAAGAGCGCCCACCGCCAACAUGGCAGCAGGUCCUUGGGCCGCAGCGGGAAGGGCAGCUACAAGCAGUUGCACAGGACGCAGCACAGCGCCUGCCACCACCACCAUCACUCACAGAGGAGUCUUCGAAGGAAAAGAUCCAGGAGUGUAGAGGAUGAUGAGGAGGGUCACCUGAUCUGUCAGAGUGGAGACGUACUAAGUGCAAGAUAUGAGAUUGUUGCUACUCUGGGUGAAGGAGCUUUUGGAAAAGUGGUGGAAUGCAUUGAUCACAAAGCGGGAGGUAGACAUGUAGCUGUGAAAAUAGUAAAAAAUGUGGAUAGGUACUCUGACGCAGCACGUUCAGAAGUACAAGUCUUGGAACAUUUAAAUGCAUCAGACCCCAGCAAUACGUAUCGCUGUGUCCAGAUGUUGGAAUGGUUUGAGCAUCACGGCCAUGUCUGCAUUGUUUUUGAGUUACUGGGACUCAGUACUUACGACUUUAUUAAAGAGAAUGGCUUUUUGCCAUUUAGGUUGGACCAAAUUAGACAAAUGGCAUAUCAGAUUUGCAAAUCUGUGAACUUUUUACAUUUGAACAAACUGACACACACGGAUCUGAAACCAGAAAACAUUUUAUUCGUCCAGUCUGAUUAUGUAGAAGAAUAUAACCCCAGACUGAAACGUGAUGAGCGCACACUAAAAAAUCCAGACAUCAAAGUGGUGGAUUUCGGGAGUGCAACAUACGAUGACGAACAUCACAGCACUCUGGUGUCUACAAGACAUUACAGGGCUCCUGAAGUUAUUUUAGCACUGGGAUGGGCACAGCCAUGUGAUGUUUGGAGCAUCGGCUGUAUUCUCAUAGAAUACUACCUUGGGUUCACAGUAUUUCCGACUCAUGACAGCAAAGAGCACCUGGCAAUGAUGGAACGGAUACUGGGGCCUUUGCCUAAUCACAUGAUACAGAAAACCAGGAAACGGAAAUAUUUCCAUCGGGACCAGCUGGACUGGGACGAGCACAGUUCUGCAGGCAGAUACGUUGCAAGGCGCUGCAAACCACUGAAGGAAUUCAUGACAUGCAGGGAUGCUGACCACGAGAACCUGUUUGACCUCAUUCAAAAAAUGUUGGAGUAUGACCCAGCUAAACGUAUUACACUUGAAGAAGCACUAAAACAUCCUUUCUUCUUCCCCUUGAAAAAAGAGAAAAGGAAGCUGUCGCCUGUAGCAGAGCAGUCCUGUCCAGAUGAUAGUAGCCCACCAAAGAAAUAUAGGAAAUUUUAAGUAAUAAAUUAUUAUGUAUAGUUCUUCUUUGUAAAUGUCUUAUUUUGUAUUGUGACUCUUUGGAUAUUGAUGCAGCUGCUGAAAUAAAAGUUAUUUAAGAAAAAAA